CCAACGACCACUACAUUCUUCUUUCGCGCGCCUCUGCUCUACGCCUGCCAUUGUUGCUCUGCCCACCGAAAUUGGACAGUCCGACACCAGCAGCAGCUCCGGACAAUCCGCACAAUACUCGUCCGGAAGAGACGCUGGGAACUGACGCAGCACCGUGCCGUCACCCUCCCUCGAAACCCCCGACUGUGGAAUACGAGACGUUGCGGUCUCGAAGCUGUCCACAAUUCAUUGGGUCCAUUUCUCCCCCGCGCCUGUCAACCGUCGACCGGGAGAGCAUUGCUCAAUUUGUCAACGACAGCAACCCCUUGGGAAAAUUCUAGUGUCACGAAAUUUCUGAUGAGGUUUGGCCUAGAUAAUUGAUAAUGUCAACUAGAUCCGAUCACCUGGCCAUUGGUUACCCGCCCCAAUCUGCCACACAGAACCGGUCCACUUCACCAACCGCCAACAACACAUCUCCCAUUGACCCGACCGCUGGCUCAUCUGUCAGAUCACCAUUCGGCCUGCCAGGCGGUUUGAACCACUCCAGCAAGAUGGCUAGCGCCUCGCGAUCAGGGGCUGGCUCUCCAUCGCACGAGAUGCCCGGCUCCAGCAGGCUGUACUCCAAGAGAGCCCGCGAGAUUCAAGCUCAAGAAGGCGUCCCCGGAUUGCCGGUAAAUCCCUGGGGCGGUCCGCCGACCAGUGGCAACUCUACGCCCCUCCGCGAGAAUAUCCCCGAGUCGCCAACCGAUGGCUUUCCUGACUUUGCUCAACUUCCCACUCCCGAUUCUAUGCCUCAGGCGAGACGUGCCCGUGCUGGAACCGUGCCAUCGCGGUUUUCGCCCGGUGGUGUAGGCAAUGGCCUGCUCAACCUUCCGGCCAUGGCCCCCAAGUCAUCCCGGCCAACCCCGUCCCACAGCCCGUUUAAAUCUCCUUCUCCCGGUCUCGAGCCGGUUGACACGGCUUCCAACAACUCUGCUCUGCUCUCCCGUCUCCGCGCAGGAUCAAUGCCUCAGCGGAGCCCUUUCGCCCAGAUUCCAGGCACCAGCUCGCCCUUUGGUCCAUCCAUUUUCAGCAGUUGGAACCCUACCGGGACCGGCCGCGAUAGGGGUAUGACUCUUGCGAGCAUUGCAAGUAUCGGCUCGACCAACGGGCCGAGCUCGCCUACGCAGUCCCAGAUUUCCAGAGAGGGUGGUGGAGAAAGCGAUGUUCAUAUGAGAACGCUGGACUACUUGGGACUUGCUGAGACGCCGCAGCCACCCCGCGCCCAGUUGGCAACACCGUACAUUCCGAGCUUCAACGACUUUACUAAGGCUAAUCGUUUCCGCUCGUACUCGGUCAACAACAAGGACAAGUAUGCUGACGAGGAGGAUGAUGAGUUUGAGGACAUGACCCUCGAGAGUCAGUACGUCGCUCAUCUUCAGGAUCAACUCGCAGCCACGAACGCCGCGAUCCACAACCACAAUUUGGCCGUCCAGGCGUUUGCCAACCAAGCCACGCGCCCUCGCGCCCGAACUGCCGGCGUCCUCGAUACCCCUGGCUCUCGCCUCAUGCGGACCUACAUGUCCGGUAACGGCAUGGGUAAUGCCGUCCCUCCCGCAGAGAUCCGUCUGCCGGACGAGAAGGAGUUUGACGACCUCCCGCAAGCUGUGGCUGCUAUGAACCUGGGAAGGUCAAGCAGCCGCAACGCGGGACUGCUCAACGCUGAGGAUCAGGGUCUCGAGGGCCCUACCAGCGCCCUCUGGCUCGGUAGCAUCCCGACUUCCACUACCACAUCGACUUUGACAGAGAUGUUCAAGCAAUACGGUCCCAUUCUGUCUGCUCGUGUUCUCACGCACAAGAACUGCGGUUUUGUGAACUUCGAGCGGAUGGAGAGCGCCAUUACCGCGAAGGCCAGCAUGAAUGGAAAAGAGAUCUUCCCUGGAGCGGGACCCAUUCGCAUCAACUUUGCCAAGCCGCCUUCUGCCUCGAACACGCCCGGCCAUGAUGGCGUUUUCCCCUCGCCCAGCCCCGACCCGUUCGCGAAGAACCAGGACAAUGUGCAAAAUGCUACCCCGGGUGCUACCGGCGAGAACGCAAACGCGUCGGCCCAGUCGGCUAACGCUGCUCCCGUUGUGCCUCCUCUGUCAGAAAUGACGAGCGAUAUCAUGCGCAUCGUGAAGCAGUUCCAGGCCACCGAGGAGGAUGCUGCCAAGAUCUUCCGCAGCCUCCAGUCAUCGAUUUCGUUCACCAACUUCAUCGACGAGAUCCCCCCCAUCCGGGAACCGGCCCACACGCGGGUCCACGACGCCCCGAGACUCAGAGACAUUAGAAAGAGGAUCGAUAACCAGAGUCUGUCUCAGGCUGAGAUCGAGACAACCGCUCUCGACAUGCUGCCAGAAAUUGCUGAGCUGGCGUCCGACUACCUUGGCAACACUGUUGUACAGAAGCUCUUUGAGCACUGCUCCGACGACCUUCGGGACGCCAUGCUGGCCGAGAUCGCUCCUCACAUGGCGGAAAUUGGCGUGCACAAGAACGGCACCUGGGCUGCCCAGAAGAUUAUCGACGUUUGCAAGACCCCGCAUCAAAUGAAUUUGAUCGUCGAGCACCUCAGACCUUACACCAUUCCUCUUUUCCUGGACCAGUACGGCAACUACGUUCUUCAAGGCUGCCUUAAGUUCGGUGCUCCUUUCAAUGAUUUCAUCUUCGAGACUAUGCUCAGCCGCAUGUGGGAGGUUUCUCAGGGCCGAUACGGUGCCCGAGCUAUGCGCGCUUGCUUGGAGAGCCACCACUCCACCAAGGAGCAGCAGCGGAUGCUGGCUGCCACGAUCGCUUUGCACAGCGUCCAGCUCGCCACCAACGCCAACGGCGCCCUCCUGUUGACCUGGUUCUUGGAUACCUGCACUUUCCCUCAGCGCAGGACUGUGCUAUCACCCCAGCUUGUGCCUUGCCUCGUACAUCUGUGCACUCACAAGGUCGCCUACCUCACCGUGCUCAAGGUUAUUAACCAAAAGGCCGAGCCUGAGGCGCGAGACACCAUUCUCAAGGCUUUGUUCUUCACCCCUAACGACCAAAUUCUCGAGGCGAUCCUGAGCGACCAUGCCUGCGGCGCCACCUUGAUCUUCAAGGUUCUCACCACGCCGUUCUUUGACGAGAGCAUUCGCAGCCAGGUGGUUGAGAACGUCAAGAACGUGUUGGUUCGCAUCAAGGCCCAGCCUGGCCAAGGUUACAAGCGUUUGAUGGACGAGGUUGGCCUGUCGACUCGCAACAGUGGUGGUGGCCGCGAUCACGGCCAUGGCAACAAUAGCAACUCUGGCAACAACAACAAUGAGCAGCGGCAGCGACCGGCCUCCCGCCAGGCCAACAUGAACAACCACCAGCAGCAGCAGGCCUCUCACAUGAGCAAGCAGCAGUACUAUAACACGUUGAGCCAGCCCGUCAACCCUUCCAACUACGAGUUGGGAUUCGGCGGUCAACGUAGUGAGCCUGCCGACGCGAGCAUGGCUCCCUUCCCUCCCUAUGGUGUUCAGAACCCGAUGUACAACCAGUCCAACUCUUCCAUGCCGACGCCUGCGAAUCUGCAGCAGCUCCAGUACCAGCAGAACAUGCUCAACCGUGCCACGCCCCCCAUCAACAACUUCUUCCCACCGAUGCAGGCAGGCUUCGGAGGGUACAGCAGCCCGAGCCCGUCUAUUGACCAGUACCGCAGCCAGAACUUGGCCAACGGAAGCCCCAUUCAGCCGCCGACUCAGCUGCCUCAGAUGCCUCCCGGCCAGGCACCGUACGCACCUCCUGGAUUUGGUAUGAACAUGGGCAUGUCGGGCUAUGGUGGCUACGGCAAUAUGGGUGGUAUGCAGAACAUGGCGUACAUGCAGCAGGAGCAAGUUAACGGAAGACGUGGCCGACGAUGAUUCAAACGCCACUUGUACAGACGAAUUGCUGGUCAGAGAGGGUCUGACUGGCUCAUGCCACUCUUUUUUCGCUUGGUAAGGGAUGGCUUGGUAUGGGAUCGGCACAGGAGUUUGGUGGAUCUGGAUCGUC
This is a messenger RNA of Colletotrichum phormii, 3996 nucleotides long. RefSeq lists its product as uncharacterized. NCBI's taxonomy places the organism in Eukaryota, Fungi, Ascomycota, Sordariomycetes, Glomerellales, Glomerellaceae. Gene Ontology annotation, molecular function: RNA binding. The transcript has 3 exons. Gene Ontology annotation, biological process: nuclear-transcribed mRNA catabolic process, deadenylation-dependent decay. Bases 363 to 3866 code for a protein of 1167 amino acids. The record is from RefSeq and is a predicted model, not a curated record.